Messenger RNA from Lingula anatina, 1423 nucleotides. RefSeq names its product peptidyl-prolyl cis-trans isomerase FKBP3. NCBI's taxonomy places the organism in Eukaryota, Metazoa, Brachiopoda, Lingulata, Lingulida, Lingulidae. The record is from RefSeq and is a predicted model, not a curated record. Gene Ontology annotation, molecular function: peptidyl-prolyl cis-trans isomerase activity.
AGCGUAGAAAUGCUUAUAUGCACGCAUCUUGUUACAUGUCGAUCUCCACGUGGUUUUGUUUACGCCGGAAGUGCACUUCUCUUCAGGUCGGAUGUUUUAGACCUUCUUUUCCCUACCCACGUGAGUAUUCUGGUAUUAGUUUAUGCGCGCACUGAUAUGUACAUGUAACUUCACUUCCACCGGUAGAACCCGAGAGCUUGCUGGCACUGCAGCACGAUGUCCGAGCCAUGCCCACCGUACACGGCCGAGCAGUUGCUUAGCGAUGCUGUCACGAAGAAAGAUUUGGCAAGCUUUCUUCAGAACUCGGCAGCAGAAAAGUUUUUGGCAGCCAGAAAGCUCUUGGGAAACUUAAAGAAUGUCUGCAAGGUUCACACCAAGGAGCAAUUUAUUGAACAUUACAACACCAUGUUUCAAAGAAAGGCCUUCAAAAAUACAAAAUAUGAAGAGCCUGUAAAACAAGCAUCUGUUCAAAGGCCCUCAUCAUCAGCAUCCACCAAAGAAAACAAUUACAGUAUUAAUAGUGCAACAACAGUAAACAAAACAAGGAAGACUGGAACUGAUGCUAAUGCCAAUGAAAUCAAUGGUGGAUAUCUUGUCUUGCAGAAAAUAAAUAACUAUGAACUACGAGAUGGAGAGAUGUACAGAAAAACUGUCCUAGAGAAAGGCAAUGGACACGAUUUCCCAAUGGUAGGGGAUGUGGUGGUAUGCCACUAUGUCAGCAAGCUUCAAGAUGGAACAAUUUUUGACUCAAGACUCAGAAAAACCAAAAAAGGAAAGAAGUGCCACCCAUUUAAGUUUAAGAUUGGAGAGAAUAAAGUGAUUAGGGCUUGGGAGGAGGCAGUAUUAGAUAUGAGCAUUGGUGAGAAGGCAGAACUCCUGAUAAACCCUGACUGGGGAUAUGGAAAGAAGGGAGCAUUUGAAGGAAAGGUUCCACCGGAUGCAGUGUUGGUGUGUGAGCUGGAAUUGUCAGGAAUUGACAGAUAGAGUGAUUGUGUAUAUUCCAUCUAAUUCUGGGGAUAAAUGCUUACAUAUCAGAUAUAAAUUAUCCAAAUUUUGAAUACAGCUUAUGUUGCUAGCCAUGACGAUAUUUUACAAUCCCCAUGGACAGCAAGAAUUUUUUCUCUUAUGCAAUUCAUGUGAUAGUAACCAAACCAAUGAACCAAUUGUAUUUCAGCGUAUAUGCUUUUUUAGAAUUUUUUUUGAUAUACCAUAGAAAAUGUGUUUGUUUGUCUUUUUUUCAGGGUUGAGUUUUGAAAAACUGUGAUAUAAAAAAAGCAAUUUCCAUUGUUCAAGUAUUAAACCCAAACGACAUAUUAAUAUAUUCAAAAUGGAAUUCCAUAUAUAUAUCCUGUACGUAUAACAUUGUUAAGUUGUUGUUACAAGUUAUGAGCCAGUUAAUUGCAAUAAAGAAGUCUUUGCUUUA